AUGGACUGCUCCAUGACGCGACCGUCCACCACGGCGCGUUUCCCCUUCUUCCCCUUCUCGCUGUGGUCCAAACGGCCUCAGCAGUCGAUCUCCACACAGACGCCGGCCCCGACGCCGGCUCAGACAGUGCCAUCGCCCGUCAUGGCACAGACCCAACCUCAACCACAGACACAGACCCAGCCCUCGUCGCGACCGUCAUCGCAACGAGAGGCCGAACGACAGCCCGAGCCCGAGCCCGAGCCUGAGCCUGAGGUUCAUAUUCAGCCCGAACCCCAGCCCCAGUCCCAGCCUCAGCCUGAACCCGAGAUCCCUCGCCAGGUCACCCCGCCGCAGCCCACGCCCGAGGAGCUGGCCGAGCGGGACCACCAGAGCCGCGAGACGGCGCGCGAGGAGGCGAUCAGCGAGCUGGACGGGCUGGUGGGCCACGACAACGUCAAGCGGCAGCUGCACGGGGUGCAGACCUGGGUGCAGAUCUGCCGACGCCAUGGACGCGACCCCAAGGGCGAGUGGUACAACAUCGCCUUCCUGGGGCAGGCGGGCACGGGCAAGACGACCGUCGCGCGCAUCUACGCCAAGCUGCUGUACGCGAUGGGCAUCUGCGACGCACACACGGUGUGCGAGACCACGGGGGCCGACCUGGUCAGCCGGGGCCCCGACGGGGUGCAGCAGUUGCUGCGCGGCAUGACCGAUGACCCUCAGGGCGCCCUGCAGACGGCCGGGGUGCUCAUCGUCGACCAUCCCCAUCCCCUGCUGGAGACCCCCCAGACUCCCGCCGUCGAGCAGGCCCUCGACGACAUCCGCCAGGUCAUGGAGCGCCACACCGGCCGCAUCAUCGUCGUCUUCACCGGCGAGGUCGACGAGGUCACGCUCUUCCUGCGCGAGAACCCCCAGCUGCAGCAGCGGAUCUGCAGCUCGCUGCGCUUCAACGAUUUCGACCGGCCGCAGCUGGUGCAGCUGCUCGCGCGCCGCAUCAUCACCGACUACAACGGGCGCAUGCAGGUCGAGGGGGGGCUCGAGGGCCCCUACAUGCAGGCUGCGGCCCGCCGGCUGGUCCGGGGUCGCGCCGCCAAGGGCUCCAAGGGCUUCAAGGGCUUCGCCAACGCCCACGCCGUGCGCGAGAUGGUCAAGAGCAUCGCCCAGCGCCAGGCGCUGUGCCUGACAGACCAGCAGGACGGCGGCAUGGACGAGGUCGACUACUUCUUCUUCUCCAAGGAUGACGUGCUGGGCCCCAGCCCGGGCGAGAUCCGAUCCGAGAGCCAGGCCUGGGCGGCCAUGCAGCAGUUGAUCGGACAGGACGCCGUCAAGGCGUCGGUGGCCGAGGUGUUCGACACGGCCGAGGAGAAUUACCAUCGCGAGAUCCGCAACCAGCGUCGUCUGCCCCUGCGCAUCAACCGCAUCUUUGCCGGGCCGCCGGGCACGGGCAAGGCCACCGCCAUCCGGAUGUACGCCCAGAUCCUGGUGGAUUUGGGCUUGUUGAGCGGUGGGGAGGUUCGCGCCAAACCACUGUCGGCGCUGUGCGAUCUGUCGGAAGAGCAGCUGCACGCCACCAUCGACUCGACUGCCGGACAUGUCCUGGUCGUGGACGUGGAUAGCGACCGCCAGGAGCGCCCAACCGUGCCGGACACGGUGCUCGACAGGCUGGCGGCACCCCGCGACGACCAGUGCACCAUCCUGGUGGGCACCCACGACAGCAUCAGCCAGUUCCUGUAUCGGGCGGGCCCCAGGGCGCGCGUCUUCGAGACGCAGCUGGUGCGAUUCGCGGCCCUGACCCGCGAGCACAUGGAGGAGCUGUUCCAGAGCAAGCUGGACGAGCAGGAGCUGGACGCCACCCCGGAGGCCUUCCAGGCGGCGAUGGACACCCUCGACAACGCCCGCAUGCGCCGCGACUUCGACAAUGCCCGCGCCCUCGACCACCUGCUGGCGGCGGCCAUCUACCACUUUGAGCGUCGCUCGCGUACGACGGGGGUGCCCAGUGCCCCCCCAGUCGAGCGACUACUCGAGGGCCGCGACUUCAACCCCGAGUUGGUCGGAGGGACCACCGCGCUGGUCUUCCGCGAGGAGUUGCGGCACUCGAUCGUGCCGGACGACAUCAUCUCCAUCCUGAAGCGCUAUCACAAUGAGAUGAAAGCCGCCUGGAUGCAGGGGUUGGAUCCGGGGCAGCGCAUGCCCUCUGCCUUUAUCUUCAAAGGCGCACCAGGAACCGGCAAGAAGACCGUCGCCCGCCAGCUCGGCACCCUCUACUACAAGAUGGGUGCGCUGACUGACGGAGCCCUCGUCCCCUGCUCGGUGGCCGACCUGCUGGCGCCACAAGCCUACCCGACCUCCGUGCGGUCACGCUCGCAGCUCGACUGCGGACGGGGCAAGGUGCUGUUCGUGGAGGACGCGCACCGACUGAUGGAGAACGAGUCGGCCACCCAGGCCGUGGACGAGCUCGUCUACUUACUGCCGCGAUACGCGCCAGAGAUGGUGGUGAUCCUGGCCGGACCCGCCCAAGAGAUGGACCAGCUGCUCGCCAACCGGCCUCGUCUGGCGGCUCUGUUCCAGGAGGAGAUCGUCUUCCGCAACCCAACGCCUCGCGAAUGUCUCCGGCUGCUGGACCGCAAGCUGACGGAGCAGCGCGUCCAGGGUCCCCGGCUGUACCUGACGGACCCACGCACCCCGAGCCACCGCGAGUUCACCCGCGCCAUCCAGAUCCUGUCGAUGUUCCCGUGCUGGAGCAACGCGCGGGAUGUGGAGGUACUGGCGCGCUGGAUGGUGUCCGCAUGUGUGCGCGAGCUGCCUCUGGAGGCUAGCGCCGGAGGUGCCCUGCCGGCCAUGCAGUUGAGCGACGAGCAGGCGAUGAGCUGCAUGGUGCGGCUGUUCAACCUGAAGAGGGACCGGCUGCGGUUCAACCAGGAUCCCAAGGCCCGGGCCUUGCCCCGGGCUUUGUCCCAGCCUCGAGUGACGGAGCGGACGGGGGUGAAGUUCCCUGUCUGA
Molecule: messenger RNA, 2976 nt
Organism: Aspergillus heteromorphus CBS 117.55
Lineage: Eukaryota; Fungi; Ascomycota; Eurotiomycetes; Eurotiales; Aspergillaceae
Gene: GbpA
Product: protein GbpA
Exons: 3
Coding region: 1-2976 (991 amino acids)
Molecular function (GO): ATP binding; ATP hydrolysis activity
Source: RefSeq, a predicted model, not a curated record